This is a messenger RNA of Pseudozyma flocculosa PF-1, 3003 nucleotides long. RefSeq lists its product as uncharacterized. The record is from RefSeq and is a predicted model, not a curated record. The transcript is spliced from 2 exons. The coding region runs from base 1 to 3003 and encodes 1000 amino acids. Lineage: Eukaryota; Fungi; Basidiomycota; Ustilaginomycetes; Ustilaginales; Ustilaginaceae.
AUGACCCCGGCGCCUAAUGGCCGCUGCUCGCCCUCACCAUCGCCACCAUCAUCGCCAUCACCGCCACCACCGCCACCACCAUCAUCGCAGACCGCCUCGACGCCGACGCCGACCAUAGCUCCAUCAGCCGCAGCGGCUGCUCCUGGCUCGUCUUCCAGGCUCCUCGGCCACCCCGCGUCAACCCCUCCUGGCUGGUCAGCCUCGACAAACACUCUACGAGCUCUUCUCGGAUUGAGCCACCGGCUUCCCCUCGGCUGUCAUCCUUUAGCUCGUCACCCCACCUCUCGCCCCUAUUUGAGGCGGCCUGACGAACCACCUCUCGCCAGCAUGGCGGACAAUCAAUCGGCUGGGCCUUCGAGGCCCGCCCGCUCCCAUCAGCAGCACAAGAGGACAUCCUCUCUCCUAUCCAGCCUCAACUCGAUCGGAUCGCUCCUUGCGGGAGCUCGUCCCGACAGCACCCAGGCCCACUCCAACCGCGACGCCGUUCGCAUCGAUGCAGAGCUCGUCAUGUCGCACCCCUCGUCCCCGGUCUGGGCCGACGAGUCGCGAGCAGGGCUUUUCCAAGAAGCACAGACGAGACCCACAAUCGACCUGCAGGACGAGGUCCGGCCCCGCUUUUCCCACAGCGGCCCGACGUCGAGCCAGGAACAGUCAAACCCCUCCUCUUCUAUCGCGUUCCCAUCCUCGGACAUGCGGGACUCCCGCUCGACGUCUGCGCCUUCCUCGACCGACAGCUCCGGAUCUACGAACCUCGCCGCUACCGGCGCCACUCCUUCAUCUUCGGCCACUUUCACGCCUGCGACCUCCACGAUCGGAUCACCGAGCACCUCGCCUCGCAAGCUGGACGUCCCCCUGAGCGCCCGCGCCAGCACCAUCAGGGCAGGCCGGGGCCCCAACCGGCACGCGCGGACGAGCUCGAUGCCUCAGUGGCAGACGCUGCCAAGGGACGCGAUGGGCAAAUCGAGCGUCGCCCAUGCACAGACGACGACAUCGACCCCGAAGUCGUACCGCACCAUCUCGCUCAGUGGAGCAGCCGGGCUCCCGCUCGACGACGCGGCUUCAGAUACGUUGGUCGACGGCUACGGCGCGGCAAAGUCGCCGCCGAGGGCGUCCGGAUUCCGCACCCGUUCCAUCCAGUCGAUCCGCGACAUUGCCGCCGCUUGGGUGCCCGCCCGCUUUGCCCCGUCCCUCGCCUCGUCCGCAUCAUCUUCGUCACGAAGCAGCGAAACCGACCCCGGUAGCCCUCCCAGUCGGCGCAACAACAUGCUUGUAGCGGCACCGUCCAACGCUACGAGCAAAGCUGUCGCGCGGAAAUCGGAAAGGAGGCCCGUCCGGCUUGAUCGCAGGCGGCUCGACAAGGCCGUCAGCCUGGCGGUCGAGGCUGCCCAGGCCGCCGAGGAAGACGAGCGCAUCUGGGAAGAGAAGCAGGCGCGCAAGUCCCAGAUGUCGACCGCAGCUCGACGCAGGGGAGACGGCGCCUCUAUGAGGCAGGCGGGUGCGGGCCUCGGGCUGAUCACCGAGGGAGCCGGCCCGCAGGCGCGACUCUCGCUCUCCGAGUCUAGCAGGCAGCUCAGCAUGCGACGACCCGACGAGAUGCAGCUGACCGACGACGGCGACGAGAGCGAGGACGAGGACGAGGACGACCUGGGCUUCUCGCUGGACCUCUACAUCUCAUCUCUCGGCUACCUCAUCUCGGCCAUCUCGGACCGCGAAGCGACCGGGCUCAACGACAGGCAGCGCAACGACAUCCGCCAGAGGCUCGAGGACGGCAUGGGCAAGCUGGGGUUCGAUGCGCGGGCCGAGCUGCAAAAGGCCGAGGCGAUGAAGCGGGAGCUGGAGAUGGAGAGGGAGAGGAUCGCACUGCGCGAUCAGCAGGGCCCCACGGUCGUCCACCAUCACUAUCACGGCGGUGCCGGGCCCAGCAUCCUCAGCGACGGCGCCUUUGCGCGAGCCCACGCCGCGGCCAAGGCGUCCGAAAGGCCCUCGAGCUUCGCGGGCAAGGUCGGCAACAGCGUGCUCGACAUUGGCCUCACCAUCGGCGCCGGUGCGCUAUCGGCCCUCUCUGCCAACCUCUCCGCCAUCGCGCCGCGCGGCAGCAAGACGCCCGCCGAGCAAGGCUCUCCCAGGAUCACCGACCUCGACACGGGCGAGUACCUGUCAGCGCCCUCGUCUGCCCCCGCGAGCGGCACGGCAACGCCGAGGACCGCCUGGGUGCGCGCGGCUGGCCAGCACUCGAAGCAGUGGGAGCUGACCGUGGCAUUCGCCAGCUCGGCCGCCAACGCCCUCGCCAGCAGCCUGUGGACGAUUGCCAAGUCGGAAAAGGCCAGGACGCUGGCGUCCGACGGCCAGGCGAGGUCGCCGGCGCCGGCCCAAGGAUCGCCCCGCAGCGACGCCGUUGAUCUGCAGCUGAUGGACGGCGCCUCGAUCAGCGACGGCCACGACCCGAGCAUGAGCGCCGAGGACCGGCUGAUCCUGCUAUCGGCCUCGCUGGCGCGGGCGCUCAAGCGCUCGCCGCUUCCCUCGCAGCUCUACCAGCUGCUCAAGCAGAUCGUCUCGCUGCUGGCUGCCCUCGACGCCCGCUUCGCGCUGACGGAAAAGGGCACCCAGAUGGCCGUGCACCAGACCUCGCUCGCACUCCGCUUUGUCCGCCGGCACGACCUGCACGUCAAGGCCGUCAAGGUCGCCUGGGCCGCCGCAGAGGCCGCCGUCGCCGCCCUCGAGGCCUACCGCGACGAGCGCGGCUGGCAAGACAUCCAGGCCAACCCGGCGCCGCUGCACAGCGCCUCCAGCCUAGCCCAGUUCCAGCUGUCCGACGCUAGCGAGGGCACCGCGUCGCCGCCGCUGACGUCGUCGUCGAGUCGAGGGAAACAGCAACAGCAGCAGCAGCCACACGCCAUCACGUCCGCCGGCGACACCGGCCCCCUUCCAACCGCCUCCUCCUAUUCCCCUUCUGUCGUUGGCGCCAGUCCCGUCUCCAGACCAUCCAGCAGAUUCGCACCCUGA